Colius striatus (speckled mousebird) is the source of this 4491-nucleotide messenger RNA. It is a transcript of the gene EXTL2, whose product is annotated as exostosin like glycosyltransferase 2. The transcript is spliced from 5 exons. Lineage: Eukaryota; Metazoa; Chordata; Aves; Coliiformes; Coliidae. Bases 1401 to 2396 code for a protein of 331 amino acids. Gene Ontology annotation, molecular function: glycosyltransferase activity. The record is from RefSeq and is a predicted model, not a curated record. Gene Ontology annotation, cellular component: membrane.
CUGCGAGGGGAAGCGAGCGGCUGCAGCGGCGCCCGGCUCAACUUUUGUUUGGAAGAGGUGUUCGCUGUGGAUGGUACUGUAAGAAUGAAGAGGUCGAUCUUGCACUGCAAUUUCGUAACUUAAUUGGCAAAACUGAUUGGCACUGUCUUACAGCGAAGUGCCGUGAUGCUAAUUUGAAAGACUUUGUACAGGUGUUUAUUCUAAAAGCAUAUUAUAAUGUCACCCUUACUUACCAUUGCAGCCCAUGGUAUGCAAUUGAGUUAACGCAGGAAUGUGUGUCUGUCCAGGAGCUCUCGUGACCACAGUAAACAACACUUAUAUUUUCAUCUUAAUUAUGCUUUUAAAUUGCAACUAAUGAAUCAUUACAGUAGUAUUGGUAAGUAUUUUUAUGGCUAGGUUGCAACCUUUUCAAAUGCACAAAUGACCAGGAUAAGCUGGGCCUCAGCAACGCUGGCAUUUUUAGAAGUCAGGCACGAUUGUUUAAACCUGUAGAAUGAAGCAGCCAGACUAAACAGCUUCUGGAAAUGGUUUCAGUGACCUCUCCAGCCUCACAAAAUAAAGCAGUGGUAAGACUAGUGAUAAAUUCAAAUUUGAGGAGACCUGUACAUGUGGACAAAUUAAUCUUACACAAUUUCACAUCAGUUCAAUUAUUAAAACAAGUUCUUGCUCUCUAAACCUUAUGGUACUAUUCCUGAAUCAACACUAGAAACUCCUUUUCUUUGUUCAACUAGUUCUAAAAGAAUAAAAGUCCCUCCAACAGCCUAGGAACCCAAAACGAGACAGGUUUCUGAAGUUGCUGUCCUGCAUCUUUCCUACACUCCUAUUUGCUUUCCCUUCUGCCAAGCUGCCAAACCCAAUGGGAAGAACUGUCCGUGUCUUUAACACAACUGGUAAGCUAAAGUGGAAGGAGAGUGAAUGGGAUGAAAAGUAAAUAACUUAAUUGAGACUACUUGCCUGACUCUGGUAGCCAAAUGUAUCUUUUACUGGUAUCUGGUGAACAGUGCAACAGAUUUUGAGGUUCUGAAGACCUACUUGUAUCUCUGGAGUUGACCCUAAGGAUGGAACACAUAGACAUUGCAUUGAUAUAAAGCAACAAUUUUACAAGCAGAGAAAAAUAUAGUGCUUUUUGUUCUGACCAGCUGGUGUAAUAAACUUCUUGCUGGAGUGUUCAUGGAAAGGCAGAGACAGUCAUUCAGCUGGGCAAUAGGAAAAGGGACUGUAGAGCUGCUGAGAAUGCCGUGUCAGUCGGUGUUCGAGAGGCAUGUUUGCCUGUGUAGAGUGCUAGGGAGCAUGUAACUGCUCAUCUUCAGUUAUACAAUCUGUUUCAUUUCCAGCAGAUUCAAAGAUCACAAACAUCUGUCCUGUAAAAACAAGGGAGGAAGCAAUCCUACUUGGCAACAAUGAGGUAUUUUCACUUCUGUAAGCUUCCAGGAAGAGUUAUGGGAAUCCGCCUACUGCGCUUCACUUCCGUGGUGAUCAUUGUCUUACUUCUUGUGGCAGGUGCUUUAACAGCUUUGCUUCCCAACAUCAAAGAUGACAAAAUGCCCAAUUUGAGAAGGGAACCAAAAACCCAGAGUCAGUCUGCCUUGGAUUCAUUUACUCUUAUUAUGCAGACAUAUAACAGAACUGACUUGCUUCUAAAGCUUUUAAAUCAUUACCAAGCCAUCCCCCACCUACAUAAAGUAAUUGUUGUGUGGAACAACAUUGGUGAGAAGAUACCAGAGGAAAUGUGGAAUUCCUUGGGGCCUCAUCCUGUGCCUGUUGUUUUUAAAGUUCAAACUGUAAAUCGCAUGAGGAACAGACUCCAGAAUUUCCCUGAGCUGGAAACCAAAGCUGUUUUAAUGAUGGAUGAUGAUACACUAGUCAGUGCUCAUGACCUUGCUUUUGCCUUUUCUGUUUGGCAGCAAUUUCCAGAGCAUAUAGUGGGAUUUGUUCCUAGAAAGCACAUUUCUACUCCUUCAGGUGUAUACAGUUAUGGCAGCUUCGAACUGCAGAACCCUGGCUUUGGAAAUGGAGAUCAGUAUUCCAUGGUUCUUAUUGGUGCAGCAUUUUUUCACAGUGGGUAUUUAGAAGACUUUCAAAGACAGCCAGAAGCUGUUUACGCCUUAAUAGAUGAAACUCAAAAUUGUGACGAUAUUGCUAUGAAUUUCCUGGUAGCCAGGCAUACAGGAAAGCCUUCAGGAGUGUUUGUGAAGCCUGUUGAUAUAAGAAAUUUAGAAAAAGACACUAACAGUGGCUACUCUGGAAUGUGGCACCGAGCAGAGCAUUUGUUACAGAGAUCUUACUGUGUAAAUAAACUGGUUAAUAUUUAUGAUGGCAUGCCUUUAAAAUAUUCUAAUAUCAUGAUUUCUCAGUUUGGUUUUCCUAAUUAUGCCAAUCACAAAAAUAAAAUGUAAGGCAAUGAAUUUAAGGGGUUAGGUGUUAAACAAUACUCAGUGAAUUGUACUGAGUUCAAGGAGAGAGGUUUAAUUACUGCAUCUUGGCCAUCCUUAUCUGUAGCCCCUGAAUUUUUUCCAUAUGGCUUUUAUGGGUUUUUCUUUUCCUUUCUUACUAAUUCUCCAAGGUAAGUUUUGAGAAAACUUAAAAGAAUAUAUGCUAAUACUUAUCUGUGAUAAAACCAUCAUCUUUCCUUAAAACCUAAGAAGCUAUUACAGUCAAUUAGGCUGGUUCUUCAGAAACAUGCUGGCAAAAAAAUGCACUCCUAGCCUCGAGUGCUUAUGUUUUGGGUUGUUUUUUUAAAUAUGUGUAUCGAGUCAAAUGAGGUCUAAGCAUUUUUUUCAUUGUUACAUAUUGAGAUGCUUCCUUGCCUUCACCCUCUGCUCCUCACCUCCUACCUAGUUCCCAGUGAAACUACAGAAGGGCUACAGCAAACUUGUGGCCACGCUGCUAGACUCCUGUACAAAACCCCUCGAAGUCUGUAUAUAAGCUAUUCUGUAUUCUGAGAUCUUCCUGAAGCUGCUAUGACAGCAAGCUAGAAAAAAAGAGUACCUCACCUUUAUCUCAGUCUGAAAACCAUUGUCUAGAGUUCUAGUGCUGCUGAGAUAGUGGAAAAUGAUCUCCAGCGUGGCUUUUUUUUUUCCUAUUAUUAAUUUGCCUAGAGUUGCCGAAACAGUGCAGCCAAAAGGUGAAACCCUAGGCACUGGAAAUGUAAGAAACAUGACUACAUGAAAUAGGAAACUGAGAUAAGCAGACAGAAGAAAUGGGUGGGAUAUUAGUUAUUAAGAUUCUUUUAAGUACUUGGGUUUGAUAUUUUGCACGUUCAUUUUUACAAAAAUGUGCCCAAGAAAAUCCUCACUUUAAAAAAAUUCCUUAUUGGGAUUGGAAUUUGUCUUACAGUUUCUAAUAAGAGCAGGCUGUUCUGCAUUGAUUACAGAGUGUCCAUCUUGUAGUACUGCAGGUCUACUGUUUUUUUAACUACUCUUUCAAAUUAAUACUUUUUGUUUCCUUUCUUCUGUUUUUGGUGGCUACAACCACAGAAUUAAAAUGUGCAACAAAUGGGUAAAACACCAUUAAAAAUGUACUUUAAAGGUACGGUGAUGUUUGACAGUGCUGGACUGUUACCAGUCUCCAGAUGGCUCCAAGAAACAGCUAUUAUUAAUAGCUUUUGUUGUUUUGGGACUCUCUAGUUCUGGAAAUGUCACGUUAACAUAGACAGGACAAACCUUUUCAGUUGCAACUACAGAACUUGUUUCUGAUAUGCAGGAAAGAACAAAAGGCAGUGAUUUCCCUGCAUCACAGAGGAAUCAAAUCUGGCAUCCAAGGCAGAUUUAGUAUCAUCUGCAUCGAUUCUUAGCAUCAGUUCAAAGGUUAUCUGUGGGCAAACAAUAACAGCUAAUACCUAGUAGACAAACUACAUCUGCACAGAUAGUGUAUAAUUUUAGCACUUUUGGUAAUAAGCUAGCUGAACAAAAAAGUGGUUAAAGAAUGUGACAGGUUCUUUGCAGCAGGGCUGACUCUGGGUAUCAGUCUUGGUUUCUUUGGGGGAACAGAGGAUUCCUUUGCCUUGUUCUGUCAGUGUUAAAGGAUUUGUUUUAUGUUCCAAGUACUUGUAAGAUUUAAAGGGCAAAAUCUUAACAUGGCAAUGUAAAGUCUGCUUGAUUUUGUUGUAAUAGUGAAAAGUAUAUUUUAAGUAUUGUGCUGUAGUGAUAAGUAGUAUACAAACAGGUCUAUGAUCUUUCCAGAAGUACAACUUCACUAGUGGUCCUUUACUGCAUUUCAUUUACUUACUGAUUUACGUGAUUUCUGUUCUGUGCAGCAUUGGCUCGAAUUGUGAACACUCACAGAUGUUGUUAACUUUACCUUUAAAAUGUGAAAUGAACUGUCUGCUCAGCCAAAUCUUAGUACUGUGGUUUUUUUGUUGUGGGGAAGGAGUUAUUUUAGGUUGUUGGGGUUUUUUUUAUGUUCUUCUGUGUCAGUAAAAGAGUAGAACAAGCUUUUAUUGUACUGGUAAAUAUAAUUUCCACCACUGUCAAAUAAAAUAUAUAAACCAAA